Messenger RNA from Urocitellus parryii (Arctic ground squirrel), 1116 nucleotides. RefSeq names its product coagulation factor II thrombin receptor like 2 (gene F2rl2). Gene Ontology annotation, cellular component: plasma membrane. Gene Ontology annotation, biological process: positive regulation of Rho protein signal transduction; phospholipase C-activating G protein-coupled receptor signaling pathway; blood coagulation. NCBI's taxonomy places the organism in Eukaryota, Metazoa, Chordata, Mammalia, Rodentia, Sciuridae. The record is from RefSeq and is a predicted model, not a curated record. Gene Ontology annotation, molecular function: thrombin-activated receptor activity.
AUGAAAGCCCUCAUCUUUACAGCUGCUGGACUACUUCUUCUGUCACCCAUGUUUUGUGGAAGUGGCAAGGAAAAUGUUUCAGACAACUUGGUAAAACCAACCCUAACUAUUAAGACCUUUCAUGGAUUUCCCCCAAAUUCUUUUGAAGAUUUUCCCCCCUCUGCCAUAGAAGGCUGGACAGGAGCCACCACAACUGUAAAAAUGAAGUGCCCUGAUGAAACUGCUUCAACUCUCCAUGUGAAUAAUGUGACCAUGGGGUACCUGCGAAGUUCCUUAAGUACCAAGCUGAUACCUGCCAUCUAUAUCCUGGUAUUUGUGAUUGGUGUGCCAGCCAAUGUUGUGACCCUGUGGAAUAUCUUCUUUGUGACCAGAUCCACUCGUUUGACUAUCUUCUACACCAACUUGGCCAUAGCAGAUCUUCUUUUUUUAAUGACACUGCCAUUUAAGAUAGCUUACCAUUUCAAUGGGAACAACUGGGUAUUUGGAGAAGUCAUGUGCCGGGCCAUCACAGUCAUCUUUUAUGGUAACAUAUAUUGUUCCAUUCUGCUCCUUGCCUGCAUGAGCCUUAACCGCUACCUGGCCAUUGUCCAUCCUUUCAUAUACCAAAGACUGCCCAAGCGCACCUAUUUUUUGCUAGCAUGUGGACUGGUGUGGAUAACGGUUUUCUUAUAUAURCUGCCAUUUUUCAUUAUGAAGCAGAAAUAUUAUCUUCCCCAGCUGGAUAUCACCACCUGCCAUGAUGUCUACAACACAUGUGAGAAGUCUUCACCACUCUUCCAGUUCUACUACUUUAUCUCCUUAGCUUUUUUUGGAUUCUUAAUUCCAUUUGUGGUUAUAAUCUACUGCUAUACAAACAUCAUCCACAAACUUGGAACAUAUGAUCAUAGAUGGUUGAGUUAUAUCAAGGCAAGUCUCCUUAUCCUUGUGAUUUUUACCAUUUGCUUUGCUCCAAGCAAUAUUAUACUUAUCAUCCACCAUGCGACCUACUACUACAACACUACUGAUGGCUUAUAUGGUGCCUAUCUCAUAGCUCUAUGCCUGAGUAGCCUAAAUAGUUGCCUAGAUCCAUUCCUUUAUUUUCUCAUGUCAAAAAUUGUAGAUCACUGCACUUCUUAA